Messenger RNA from Linum trigynum, 4978 nucleotides. The record is from the annotation of a GenBank genome assembly. NCBI's taxonomy places the organism in Eukaryota, Viridiplantae, Streptophyta, Magnoliopsida, Malpighiales, Linaceae.
UGUGAAUGACCACGAAUGAGACCGUUUAUUCUUUCCCUGCCCUAUCAGGGAAAUGUUUUAGUUCCUUGUGAGGAUACUUACAAGAGUAAGAAUUUAGACUAAUUGAAAUCGAAGUGACCUAACUAGGCUCCACCUAUAAGAUAAGUUUCCUCGGUCAUCUUUUCCUUUUGUCUUUGGAAGGAACGAAUAUGCUUGAACUUUGUGAGAGGAACGAAGUUGCUGUCCAAUCGCUAAGGCGUUCCCACUGCUAGGGCUGUCGUUCAAACCAAUCACGGAAAAGCAUUUCCAAACGCUUAUUGUUCCAACCAUGGGCAGGCAUUCCAACACACUCGCUACGUAUCUUUCGCUCUAUGGCUCGCAACAACCUGCUCUUUGGUUCUAAGUGUGCUUUCAUUCCUCUCACUUUGUUCGAGCUACUACUUGAAUCAUUCUUCUGGUCUCUUCUCGCACCACAUAUAAGAAAGACUAUAGAAGAUCCAAGAACGAAAAUCAAACAGUACUAUCAAACUAGUAUAUAAUGAAUGACUUUCAUCGUCAUCGAUCAAUAACCGUCGUAUUUUGGAGAUGAUGAUAUAAUGGUUAAUUUUCUUUAAGUUUUUGCAUGGUGGCAAUCCUUUUAUUUUGUAUAAACUUGUGUAUGUGUAAUUGGGCUAUUGAAGGAAUAUAGAGGAACUACAUUCCACAAUGUUCAACAAUCAACUAAUGAUUAUGUGUGUCCAAUUAAUUAAUCACCUUGCAUCGAACAUAUGGAUAUGUCCGUAUGUGAUACCGUAUACAAUAUUGUUUUACACACAUAACUCGACUAUUUAAAAUUCACAAGUUACAAGUCGAUACUCACCAAACAUAAUUCGAGUAAUUAACAUACAUAGCUUAGUUGCCUUCUAAACAUUUAUAGUAGGGGAAAGUUUUAACAUAAACAAUUAAGAGUCGAUCACCAUGUUCACUCUCUAUUUGACCAAAUACACAAAUACUCAUCCCUUGGUUAUUUUUACAUCAUGCUUGGGGAAAAUGAAGAACACAACCAUUGCCACCCUCUCUAUCUCUUCUACUAAUUUAAAGGACGAUUUAUGCUUCGGUUUUGAAUCGAAUUUGAUUAUAACAUAUACAACAAAUUAGUAUUUGAAUUGAACCAGACUGGAUAUAAUAAUGUAAUUGUUUCACAAUAUAUGAUUUGUGAUUUGAAUUCAUGAAUGGUAUUAAAUAUAAAAGAAAAAUGGAUAAAAUAAUUCAAUUAGACUGAAUUUAAUUAAAUAUAAUCGAAUUUAAUCAUCAUUUCCUCUCUAUAUUAAAUACGCUCGAUUCGAAUUUAAUCAUCAUUUCCUCUCUAUUUUUGGUUUGUUCUCACUUCUCACCCAACUGGGUUUGGUUUUGGUUCCAAUCGACCCACACCCACUCUUAGGAAAAUUGAAAUAAAAAAUCCAUAAUCAAGGGGAAAACUAAAAUAAAAAUCGAUGAACAAUAAGUCAACGUGUUUAAGAUCGGCGGCUGGAACAACAUCGCCUAAGGAGUUAAACGUAAGCGCGACCACAGAGGAUUACGGAUUGGAUUUUCCUUCAAAAUUAAUUCUCACAUUUGCUCACUGAACCAGAGGGCAUACUUCUUAAAAACGCUUCACAAAAAAGGAUCCCUCGUCUAGUCGUCUUCGUAAUUUCGUUUUCCCUGCUGCUGAGAGAUAGGGAAAGAGGUUCUCUACUUCAAAUUUCAUUCCAUUCAGCCGGAAAACCUUACGCAGUAGAGAUCUCGAAGGCUUUGGAAGCCAUGGCUCAGCCUCUUGUGAAGAAAGACGAUGAUCGCGACGACGAAGCCGAAUACUCUCCCUUCAUGGGAAUCGAGAAGGGUGCUGUUCUUCAGGAAGCAAGGGUUUUCAAUGAUCCUCAGCUAGAUCCUAGAAGAUGCUCCCAGGUCAUCACGAAGCUCCUUUAUCUACUUAACCAAGGGGAAACAUUCACUAAGGUUGAGGCUACCGAAGUUUUCUUUGCUGUAACAAAGCUAUUUCAAUCAAAAGAUGUUGGGUUGAGAAGGAUGCUCUAUUUAAUGAUAAAGGAAUUAUCUCCUUCAGCGGACGAGGUUAUCAUUGUCACAAGUUCCCUCAUGAAGGAUAUGAAUAGCAAGACUGAUAUGUACCGGGCAAAUGCCAUUCGUGUGCUUUGUCGGAUAACAGAUGGAGUUCUGCUGACUCAGAUUGAGCGUUAUCUGAAGCAAGCUAUUGUUGACAAGAAUCCAGUUGUUGCUAGUGCUGCUCUAGUCAGUGGUAUCCAUUUGCUUCAGACAAAUCCAGAGGUAGUGAAAAGGUGGAGUAACGAGGUUCAAGAGGCAGUACAGUCAAGGGCUGCCCUUGUACAGUUUCAUGCUCUGGCGUUGCUCCAUCAGAUACGGCAAAAUGAUCGACUAGCUGUUAGCAAAUUGGUUACUAGUUUGACCAGGGGAACUGUUCGUUCACCAUUGGCUCAAUGCCUUUUGAUACGUUAUACGAGUCAGGUCAUCCGCGAGUCUGCUUCUAACUCACAAGGUGGUGAUCGCCCGUUUUAUGAUUUUCUUGAAGGUUGUCUUCGCCAUAAGGCAGAGAUGGUCAUUUUUGAGGCUGCUCGAGCUAUCACAGAGCUAAGUGGUGUGACGAGUCGAGAACUGACUCCAGCAAUUACUGUUCUGCAGCUCUUUUUGAGCUCUUCCAAGCCAGUAUUGCGAUUUGCAGCUGUUCGCACCUUGAACAAGGUUGCAAUGACUCAUCCAAUGGCUGUUACUAACUGUAACAUAGAUAUGGAGAGUUUAAUUUCUGACCAGAAUAGAAGCAUUGCCACACUUGCCAUCACCACAUUGCUAAAGACAGGCAAUGAGUCAAGUGUAGAUCGUUUGAUGAAGCAGAUUACAAAUUUCAUGUCCGAUAUUGCUGAUGAGUUCAAGAUUGUGGUAGUGGAAGCCAUAAGAUCUCUGUGCUUGAAGUUUCCUCUGAAAUACAGAUCACUGAUGAACUUCUUAAGCAACAUUUUGAGGGAAGAAGGUGGAUUUGAGUAUAAGAAAGCCAUUGUAGAUUCAAUUGUGAUCCUUAUCAGAGAUAUCCCUGAUGCAAAGGAAAAUGGCUUGCUUCAUUUGUGUGAGUUUAUUGAAGACUGUGAGUUUACCUACCUUUCCACCCAGAUACUUCAUUUCCUGGGGAUUGAGGGCCCAAAGACUUCUGAUCCCAGCAAGUACAUACGUUACAUCUACAACCGUGUACAUCUUGAGAAUGCUACUGUCCGGGCCGCUGCUGUGAGCACGCUGGCAAAGUUUGGUGCUAUGGUUGAUGCCUUGAAGCCGCGUAUCUUUGUCCUUUUGAGGCGCUGUCUAUUUGAUAGUGAUGAUGAGGUUCGUGAUCGUGCAACUCUUUAUCUUAAUACACUUGGUGGGGAUGGAGAAGUUGUUGAAACUGAUAAAGGUGUGAAGGAGUUUCUCUUUGGAGCCUUGGAUAUUCCACUUGUCAACCUCGAGACAAGUUUGAGAAAUUAUGAGGCUUCAGAAGAUGCUUUUGAUAUUAACUCUGUUCCAAAAGAAGUGAAGUCUCAGCCACUUGCAGAGAAGAAAGCUCCAGGGAAGAAACAGCCAACUGGUUUGGGUGCUCCUCCAGCUGCUCCUCCAACUACUGUUGAUGCUUAUGAAAGACUUCUUUCUUCAAUUCCAGAGCUUGCUAGUUUGGGGAAACCUUUCAAGUCCUCAGCACCUACGGAGCUUACAGAAGCAGAGACAGAAUAUGCUGUUAAUGUUGUGAAGCACAUCUAUGAUAGGCAUGUUGUGUUCCAAUACAACUGCACAAACACAAUCCCAGAGCAGCUACUGGAAGAAGUUGGUGUGGUGGUGGAUUCUUCCGAUGCAGAGGAAUUCGGUUUCGUAUUAUCAAAGCCUUUGAGGUCUCUUCCUUAUGAUUCUCCUGGUCAAACAUUUGUUGUAUUUGAGAAGCCAGAGGGAGUCCCUGCAGUGGGGAAGUUCUCUAACACCCUGAAAUUCAUUGUUAAAGAGGUUGAUCCUAAUACUGGAGAAGCAGACGAAGAUGGAGUGGACGACGAAUACCAAUUGGAGGAACUGGAAGUCGUGUCGGCAGAUUACAUGCAGAAGGUUGGGAUUUCCAACUUCCGGAACGCAUGGGAAAGCUUGGAUGCUGACCUAGAACGUGUGGAUGAAUAUGGGCUUGGUCCCAGGGAGAGCCUUGCUGAAGCUGUUAAUGCAGUCAUCUCUCUUCUCGGAAUGCAGCCUUGCGAGGGAACCGAGGCGGUCCCAAGCAAUUCAAGGUCGCACACAUGUCUACUGUCCGGUGUGUUCAUAGGCAAUACGAGGGUUCUUGCGAGGUUGCAGUUCGGACUCACUGGUCCAAAGGAAGUCGCGAUGAAAUUGGCCGUGAGAUCCGAUGAUAUCGCUGUUAGCGACGCGAUUCAUGAAAUCGUCGCCAGCGGCUAAGAAUUGGAUAUACAAGGAGCUAGAAAGGAAGCUGUAAUAUUUGUGAGUGCGGCCGAAGAAAUUAGGACAUAUCAUUCUUUUGUUUCCGCUUUCUCCCCCUUUUUCUUGUAUUCUAAAAUUUUAGAGGUCUUGUGUGAGCCUCGUUAAAGGACUUGUCAUACUGUGUUGUUUUUUUGGUUUGUUAUACGGCAGCGAUGAAUUUUGGGAGUCGAUACAAGCGAGGUUAAAUAUAUAUCAUGGUAGCUGCGGACUAUAUUUUUAGCUAAUGUUACCAUUUGAGAUUUCUCCCAUGUUUGGUGGCAAGCGUUCAUAUGCAAACAUUGUUAACAUGUAACAGGGUGUGUGGACGACGAAAUCUGUAAUUCGCAACAUAAAAGAGAUAUUCGACUAGGUUUUUUACACAAGUUAGGGUUCCUACUCCCUAUAGAUACAAACUUCCUUUGCAUUUGCAUUACAACAGCAUCGACCUCAAACAUUCUUCUUCUACUUCCAUAUUAAUGACUCGAAACAGAGCAGGGUAUAGCUCGGAGCUAAAUACACUGUUACAGUAACA